Mesorhabditis belari is the source of this 1020-nucleotide messenger RNA. The record is from the annotation of a GenBank genome assembly. NCBI's taxonomy places the organism in Eukaryota, Metazoa, Nematoda, Chromadorea, Rhabditida, Rhabditidae.
AUGAGCGAACUCGACCAGCUUAGGCAGGAGGCUGAGCAGCUGAAAAGCCAAAUUCGAGAGGCACGAAAAGCUGCAAAUGAUACGACGUUGGCCUCCGUUGCCGCCAAUCUUGAUCCAAUUGGACGAAUCCAGAUGCGCACAAGAAGAACUCUUCGAGGACAUCUUGCAAAGAUCUAUGCCAUGCACUGGGCUAGCGAUUCACGGAAUCUCGUUUCUGCCUCACAAGACGGAAAGCUCAUCGUUUGGGAUUCCUAUACGACAAAUAAAGUACACGCAAUUCCACUUCGUUCCUCGUGGGUGAUGACAUGUGCCUAUGCUCCUUCAGGAAGCUUUGUUGCUUGUGGAGGUCUUGAUAACAUUUGUUCGAUUUACUCUCUGAAGACACGAGAAGGAAAUGUUCGAGUUUCACGAGAGCUUCCCGGUCAUACCGGAUAUUUGUCGUGUUGUCGAUUCUUGGAUGACAACCAAAUCGUCACAUCUUCAGGAGACAUGACCUGCGCACUUUGGGAUAUUGAAACGGGUCAACAAUGUACUGCAUUCACUGGGCACACUGGGGAUGUGAUGUCGCUAUCGCUUUCACCCGACAUGCGCACGUUUAUCUCAGGAGCGUGUGAUGCUUCGGCGAAACUUUGGGAUAUUCGCGAUGGUAUGUGCAAGCAGACUUUCCCCGGACACGAAAGUGACAUCAACGCUGUCGCGUUCUUCCCCUCUGGCCACGCUUUUGCUACUGGAUCAGAUGACGCCACUUGUCGACUCUUUGAUAUUCGAGCCGAUCAAGAACUUGCCAUGUACAGCCAUGACAACAUCAUUUGCGGUAUCACAUCUGUGGCUUUCUCGAAAUCCGGACGACUUCUUUUUGCUGGUUAUGAUGACUUUAACUGCAAUGUUUGGGACUCUAUGCGACAAGAGAGAGCCGGUGUUCUGGCUGGUCACGAUAAUCGCGUUUCGUGCUUGGGCGUCACCGAGGAUGGAAUGGCGGUGUGCACCGGAUCGUGGGAUUCGUUCCUCAAAAUCUGGAAU